Molecule: messenger RNA, 5616 nt
Organism: Tinamus guttatus (white-throated tinamou)
Lineage: Eukaryota; Metazoa; Chordata; Aves; Tinamiformes; Tinamidae
Source: RefSeq, a predicted model, not a curated record
AUGGUGAAGAACAGGCACGUGGGCUGCAGAAAGGAAGAGAGGCUAUUUGAAGAAAAGUAUAUGAAGGAGAGAAUUUGGGAACGGAAAGAGCUCUCAUCAGUGGAUUAUCCUUUUGUAUAUUUGAAAGCUGAUGGUGCCCGGAAGGCCUGGCCUUGCAGUUGCCAUACCCCAUUCCGAGGGCUCGUCUCCCUCCUGAGCGGAGGGUCCCAGCGGGAGCACAGGGUUUUUCCCGAGCAUCAGGACUUUUCCCCUCGGUUACAGGGUAUUUUUUUUUCUUUUCUACCCUUGCAGAUUGGAACACUGAAGGAUUACUACCACUUCUACCAUAGUAAAACAAUUAAAAGGUCAGUUCUCUCAAGUAGAGGUACCCACAGCUUCAUUUCAAUGGAACCAAAGGUGGAGUGGAUACAACAGCAGGUGGUUAAAAGAAGAAUAAAGAGGGAUUAUAAACCUGGUGGUACCCAGUCCACUUACUUCAAUGAUCCCAAGUGGCCAAGCAUGUGGUACAUGCACUGCAGCGAUAACACCCAUCAUUGCCAAUCAGAUAUGAACAUAGUAGGUGCUUGGAAGAGAGGCUACACUGGAAAGAAUGUUGUGGUCACCAUCCUGGAUGACGGCAUUGAAAGAAACCAUCCAGACUUGAUGCAGAAUUAUGAUUCGCAGGCCAGUUUUGAUGUCAAUGGAAACGAUUUUGACCCGAUGCCGCGAUACGAUGCCAGCAACGAGAACAAGCAUGGAACCCGUUGUGCUGGAGAAGUGGCAGCCACAGCAAACAACUCACACUGCACAGUGGGAAUCGCCUUUAAUGCCAAGAUUGGAGGCGUACGGAUGCUGGAUGGGGACGUGACAGACAUGGUGGAGGCAAAGUCUCUGAGCCUUAACCCGCAGCACAUCCACAUCUACAGCGCCAGCUGGGGGCCUGAUGAUGAUGGUAAGACUGUGGACGGACCUGCUUCUCUAGCACGUCAGGCCUUUGAGAACGGCAUCAGAAUGGGACGAAGAGGCCUAGGCUCAGUUUUUGUUUGGGCAUCUGGAAAUGGUGGAAGGAGUCGCGACCACUGCUCCUGUGAUGGCUACACCAAUAGCAUCUACACUAUCUCUAUAAGCAGUACAGCUGAAAGUGGGAAGAAACCCUGGUAUCUGGAAGAAUGUGCAUCCACACUAGCUACGACAUACAGCAGUGGGGAAUCCUACGACAGGAAAAUAAUCACCACAGACCUGAGGCAGCGUUGCACAGACAGCCAUACGGGAACCUCAGCCUCUGCACCUAUGGCUGCAGGCAUCAUUGCACUGGCACUGGAAGCAAAUCCAUUUCUGACCUGGAGAGACAUACAGCAUAUUAUUGUAAGGACUUCACGUGCAGGACAUCUGAAUGCUAAUGACUGGAAAACCAAUGCAGCUGGUUAUAAGGUGAGCCACCUCUAUGGAUUUGGCCUGAUGGAUGCUGAAGCAAUGGUGCUAGAAGCGGAAAAGUGGACGACAGUCCCUCCACAGCAUAUGUGUGUGGAGAACACGGAUCGACAAAUCAAAACUAUACGACCUGACAGUGUCGUCCGUUCCAUUUACAAAGCCACGGGCUGCUCUGACAACCCCAACCACCACGUGAUCUACUUGGAGCACGUGGUUGUGCGCAUCACGAUCACCCACCCUCGACGUGGAGACCUGGCCAUUUACCUGACCUCCCCUUCAGGAACCAGGUCACAGCUGUUGGCCAACAGGUUAUUUGAUCAUUCCAUGGAAGGAUUUAAAAACUGGGAGUUUAUGACUACUCACUGCUGGAGUGAAAAAGCAGCCGGUGACUGGAUCUUGGAAAUCUGUGACACUCCUUCUCAGCUGAGAAAUUUCAAGACUCCAGGCAAAUUGAAAGAAUGGUCCUUAGUACUGUAUGGAACAUCCAUCCAGCCUUACUCACCAAGAAAUGAUUUUCCAAAAGUGGAACGAGUGCGCUCUAGUCCGGUUGAAGACCCUACAGAAGAUUAUGGAACAGAUGACUAUUCAGGCCCUUGCAAUGCAGAAUGCAGUAAAGUAGGGUGCGAUGGGCCAGGACCAGACCACUGUACUGACUGCCUACACUACUACUACAAAUCCAAGAAUAACACGCGGAUCUGUGUUUCCAAUUGCCCGCCUGGCCACUACAGUGCAGACAAGAAACGCUGUAAAAAAUGCUCUCCGAAUUGUGAAACCUGUGUUGGAGGUCACAGUGACCAGUGCAUGACCUGUAAAUCGGGCUACUACCUGAAUGAAGUCACCAAUAGCUGCAUUACCAGCUGCCCAGAUGGGUUUUAUCUCGAUAAGAGUAAGAUGGUUUGCCGAAAAUGCAGUGAAAAUUGCAAGACGUGUAUUGAAUUCCAAAUCUGCACAGAAUGCAAACACGGCCUAAGUUUGCAUGGAUCCAAAUGCGCUAUCCGCUGUGAAGAAGGAAAAUACCAUAGUGGUAGUGAUUGUGAACCUUGCCACCGUUCCUGUGCAACUUGUGCAGGUGCUGGAGUAGACUCUUGUAUAAACUGCACACAGGGCUAUUUUAUGGAAGACGGAAGAUGUGUGCAAUCCUGUAGUAGUGGUUAUUACCUUGAUCACUCUACUGAAAGUGGUUAUAAAACCUGCAAAAGAUGUGACGCCAGCUGCGUGGAGUGCAGCGGCCACGGGGAGCGGAACUGCACAAGCUGUCCCAGCGGCUACAACCUCGACUCGGGUGUCUGCGUGGUGGGAACCGUCUGCAAGGAUGGCGAAUAUCUUGAUGAUUCCCAGAAAUGUCAGUUGUGUGAAGCAUCCUGUGAGAAAUGCAUUGGACCUGAGCGGGACAACUGCAUCAGCUGUCCAAGUACAAGAGCCUUUGAUGAUGGUCACUGUGUAAUGCAAUGCCCCAGAGGAAAGUUUGAGAUUAAAGGACAGUGCCAUUUGUGCCAUCACACCUGCCUGGAUUGCAGAGGGAGUGAACCUAACAAAUGCACUGCUUGUGGAACAGACAGGAGAGGCAUCGACCGCUUCCUCUACCACGGGGAGUGCAGGGAGAGCUGCCCGCCGGGGCACUACCACUCGGAGCACGCCUGCCUGCCCUGCGGCCCGCACUGCCAGGCCUGCCCGGGCGCCGGGCGCUGCCAGCGCUGCGCCAGGGGCUACUACCUGGCCCGGGACGGGUGCCAGAAGCACAGCUGCCGAGCAGGUGAAGUGGAAGACCCUGACUCUGAAAACUGCAUAACUUGUGCAGAAGGAUGCCAGCACUGCAAAUGGGAUGACCCGAGAAUCUGCAUGACCUGCAUUCAGAACUACUAUAUGUAUAAGAGCCAUUGCUAUUAUUACUGUCCAGAAAACACCUACAGAGACGAAAUUUCCAUGAAAUGUAUAGAGUGCCCAGACAACUGCAAUACCUGUGGCAAGGAUGAGUGUCACUCGUGUAAGGAAGGCUUUUAUCUCCUAGGUGGUGUAUGCGUGAGCGAGUGUGGAGCUGGUUUCUUCAAGGAUGACAUCUCCAGGGAAUGUGAAGCGUGCCACAAAAGCUGUGCAACGUGUGCUGGCUACAGCUAUGAGGACUGCACCACAUGCAGAGACAACCUGCAAUUAUCCCGUGGUCAGUGCCUGAAUCCAAGAAAUGCUCUGCCCAACGGGAAGUUCUGGAGUGCAUCAAAAACCCAGGUACAGUCCUGUGAUCCUUCAUGUAGGACCUGUGACAAAGAUGCUAACAUGUGUACUUCAUGUCCAGAAGGAAAAUUUCUUAGCCAUGAUAGCUGUGUCUCCGAAUGCCCUGAACAAACUUUUGGCAAUGUGGAAAGCGGGAAGUGCGAGAUGUGCCUGGACGACUGUGCGGUGUGCUCCAACCCCUGGCACUGCCAGAAGGGAUAUUUUAAUGACUCUGGGACUUGCAAGGAAUGCAGUGGAUCCUGUAAGACAUGCACAGGAAGUGCCACCAAAUGCCAGUCCUGUGAGAGUCCUUUGCUUCUGGAACAAUGGGAGUGUAAACAUACCUGUUCAGAGAAGUAUUUUGCUUCUGAAGGAAUCUGCAAGCACUGCCCUCCAAUGUGUCAAGAGUGCAUUCACAGUCAAAUGUGCAAAGUGUGCAUGGACGAGUUCUCCCUGCAUGACGGGAGGUGCGUGGAGGACUGUCCCUCUCACUUCUACGCCGAAGACAAGCAGUGCUUCCCCUGCCACGGGGACUGCAAGGACUGCGACGGGCCCGACGCGGACGACUGCAUCGAGUGCGCGGUCAGCUUCUACGUCCUCUACAAUGGACACUGCUUUGAAGAGUGCCCCGAAGGGACCUACUACGAGGAAGCGACUGAAGAUUGCCAAGCCUGCAAUAGGACAUGCCAGACUUGUUCUUCUUCCACUGCCUGCCUUACCUGCAGACACGGCCUGACGCUGAACCACAACGGGCAAUGUUUGUCAUCCUUGCCCUGCUCCCGCACUGAGUACCACGACGAGCAAAUGCACACCUGCAAGCCUUGCCACAAGAAAUGCCAUCACUGCUCCGGACCCACUGAACACCAGUGCCUUAGCUGUGCAAAUAAUCUCUAUCUUCUCAACACCACUUGUGUUGAAACAUGCCCACCUGGGUAUUUUGUUGACAGCGAGGAGGGACUGUGCUCCCCAUGCCACAGCACCUGUGACACUUGCUCUGGAAAACACAGCUCACAGUGUCUCUCCUGCAAACCGGGCUGGUACAGGAAAGCAAAAGGAUGUGUAAACCAGUGUCCAGCUGGAUACUUUGCACAGAACUCCACUAAAUCAUGUGAGAAAUGCCACAAGACCUGUAAGGAGUGUACGGGACCUCAACCUACAGAUUGCCUUUUCUGUGAUACCUAUUUUUACCUGUUGCGCUCCAAGAACGAAUGCGUUAGCUCUUGCCCUGACUAUUACUACGAAAACAAGGACAGCAACAUGUGUGAGAGAUGUCACCCUUCCUGCAGAACAUGUGAAGGGAGUGGAGCAUUCAGCUGCACUUCUUGCGUAUGGAGCUACACUUUAUUAAGUGGAAUGUGCAACUCAGACUGCCUCGUAGGCGAAUACAGAGCCCAGGAGCCACCAGCAGAAGAGUUCAAGUGUGAGAAAUGCGACAGCACGUGCAUUGAAUGUAAGGGACCCGGGCCCCUCAACUGCACCGUGUGUCCAGCCAGCAUGCAGCUCUCCCUGGAAGAAGGUCGCUGCCUGCCCUGCUGCGGUGCCUCUGACCCGGCUGGCAGCCCAGAGUGCUGCGACUGCAGCGAAACACAAGAUGACUGUGUCUUACGGAUCACUCAACCACCUGAAGGCAAAAGCAAAACAGCUCUCUUUGUUAUCACCUGUAUUUUGCUUCUCCUUGUCAUUGGAGCCAUUAUAUUCAUCUGGAGAAAGUCACGAGCCAAAGCCCAGGCUGCCCAUAAAAAAGGAUAUGAGAAGCUGACAAAUCACCCCAAAGCCUUUCCUUCCUACAUGAACAACUCCCAUGAGAGUACAAGCUAUCAGGAAGAUCAGGUGAUCGAGUUUAGAGACCGAGAUAAUGAAGAUGAUGAUGACGAUGACGAUGAUAUUGUGUAUAUGGGCCAGGAUGGGACAAUCUAUCGUAAAUUUAAAUACGGACUUUUAGAGGAGGAUGAGGAAGAUGAGCUUGAAUAUGAUGAUGAAAGUUACUCAUUUAGAUAA